Messenger RNA from Puccinia graminis f. sp. tritici CRL 75-36-700-3, 456 nucleotides. RefSeq lists its product as uncharacterized. NCBI's taxonomy places the organism in Eukaryota, Fungi, Basidiomycota, Pucciniomycetes, Pucciniales, Pucciniaceae. The transcript has 4 exons. The record is from RefSeq and is a predicted model, not a curated record. Bases 1 to 456 code for a protein of 151 amino acids.
AUGCAGUUCACUCAGAUGAUGUGCGCCUCUUUGUUAGCAAUCGUGUUGGGCCAAUCAAUCCUUGCAGCUCUCAUGACAGCAGCGGCCCUUUACAAACCAAGGAGUUCGACUAUGGGUCACAAUUCAAUUAUCAGUUAUCCCAAGGAGAGACUUGAUGGGCGAUUGCUAACACUACUUCAAGGGUUUUUCAGCUCUGGAAUAAAAUCUGAUCCAGCCUACAGCUUAAGCCAGAUUCUCGCCAAUGGCACCUUCAUGGGUCCAUUUGAGCGCAAGGACACGUUUGAAAUUCAGGCCAACCUGAAGAACGUCACCAAAUCCAUUGCCAUCUCAAAAUUACUGCGCUCGAUGAAUGCUUUUGUUACGAUCUCGAACGACCCCCAUCCAAACAAGCGAUGGAACUCCAAAGAUGUUCUCUUUUACCAUAGUCCCAAGGGAAACAAAUUGCAAAAAAUAUAA